Molecule: messenger RNA, 1689 nt
Organism: Anthostomella pinea
Lineage: Eukaryota; Fungi; Ascomycota; Sordariomycetes; Xylariales; Xylariaceae
Source: the annotation of a GenBank genome assembly
AUGCGUCUUUUGCACGCCAAAACGCUCACUCUACACGAAUUCUCAGGCGGGGACGAGAUCCCACAAUACGCGGUUCUCUCGCACACAUGGGGCGCUCCCAGCGACGAGGUGACGCGCAAAGACCUCUCGAGCUGGACGUCGUGGUGUAAGCGGAAGGCCGGCUGGGCCAAGGUCAAGGGAUGCUGUCGGCAGGCCUUGACGGACGAGAUUGAAUAUGUUUGGAUUGACACUUGUUGCAUCGACAGGUCCGAUCCUGCUGAUGUGGCUGCGGCCGUUGAGUCGAUGUGGAAGUACUACACCGACGCGCGCGUCUGCUACGUGCAUCUAGCCGAUGUGCAACACGGCACGGGCACGAGCCCCGAGUCCCCCAACUCAGACUUUCGGCGCAGCCGGUGGUUCACCCGGGGCUGGACGCUGCCUGAGCUGUUGGCGCCGCUCUAUGUCAGGUUCUAUGACGCGGCUUGGAAGUACAUCGGUGCCAAGGCCGAGCUGAGCCAGACUGUCGAGGACGUGACAGGCAUCAGCGCGCGGAUCUUGCGCGAUCCGGGCGAGGUAGGGCGGCAGAGCGUCGCUUGUCGGAUGGCGUGGGUAGCCCGCCGGGAGACCGCGAGGAGGGAGGAUCUUGCUUAUUGUCUGCUGGGCUUAUUCAGCGUCAGCAUGCCCAUCGAGUACGGGGAGGGCCGGGCGAAGGCCUUUGUGCGGCUCCAGCAUCAGAUCCUUGCAUCGACCCGCGACCCAUCGAUCUUCGCGUGGGGUCUCCAGCUACCGCUGAGCGACGGGCGUAGGGAACGUAAAGUCGGUAUACUCGCGGAAACCCCUUCGGCGUUUGAGCAUUGCGCCCAAGUUGCACCCCUGGAUCGCGGUGAUGAUGAACCGGCUUUCGAAACAACGGGGACGGGUCUGCGGGUUCUGCUGCCGGUGCUGAUCGACGGACGGACCGGCACCGCUUUGCUGAACACCGAGUGCGUAGUGGAUGACUGCUGCGUGGUGCUGCCUCUCACGCGGUCGUCCACCGCGAGGAACGAGUUCGGGCGCGCACCCUACAGCAAACCCGUCCUCGUCCCCAAGACAAAACUCCAAGACUUUGCCGUCAGGCCCAUCAACAUGCAACUGCCCAGCAGACCACACGCCGUCUCGAGAGACAUGCAAGUGUCGAUCCACCGGUCGGAAGACCCGUCUUUCGAGCUGGUCGAGGUCUACCCUCCCAAUGCUCUGCAGGACAUACAGACGCCCCCGCCAGAAGCGGCCGAGAGCGUCAACUUCUACCUGGUCGACCUGCCGUGGGCCAUCCUCUCCUUCAAGACCGCGCGGGGGCACAGGUUCCUGGUCUCGCUCGAGAGGGGCUCGUCGUCCGCAAAGUCCGAACCGAGGGGUAUCAAUGUGCAGAUCGCAAGGGCGCCGAGCUUACGUUCUUCGGCGGGCGGCUCUAGUAGAGUGCCGUUCACCCUCGUUCAGCUUCUGCCUGUGUUCGAGGCCGCCCCGACCGUGGCGUGGGAGGAAGCCCUGGAUCUGGGAGGCCUUGCGGUUUCUUCCCAGGUGCACAUGCCGGGCGGGGGUAAUAACUUGCGGACUGUCAGGCUGCAUGCUCAGAGGACUGGUUCGGAAUAUGCGGAAUCGUCUCGGUCGAGCAUCUUGAAGAAGUCGGCAAAGCGAGUGGGGAGUUGGGGGAAGGAGAAGGGGAAGAAGUGA